Molecule: messenger RNA, 3280 nt
Organism: Myxocyprinus asiaticus (Chinese sucker)
Lineage: Eukaryota; Metazoa; Chordata; Actinopteri; Cypriniformes; Catostomidae
Product: tricarboxylate transport protein B, mitochondrial-like
Exons: 9
Coding region: 171-1124 (317 amino acids)
Biological process (GO): mitochondrial citrate transmembrane transport
Source: RefSeq, a predicted model, not a curated record
GAGAGAGAGAGAGAGAGAGAGAGAGAGAGAGAGAGAGAGAGAGAGAGAGAGAGAGAGAGCGCCUGUCACUUCACUUAUGAGCCUCAUUUACACCAGACAGAGUACUUCAGCUGUGGUGGAGGUGUUGUCAGAUUGAGUUUGUCUGCAGACCCAGUUUAAAAACAAUCAAAAUGUCAGUGAAUCCGAAAUUUGUGAGUCCUUUCCACAGACCGCACUGUUUAUCAGCCGCUGCGCCGGCCGGACAAGUCAAACUCACGCACCCGGGAAAGGCCAUUUUAGCGGGUGGGAUCGCUGGAGGUAUUGAAAUCUGCAUCACGUUUCCUACAGAGUAUGUGAAAACACAGCUACAGCUAGAUGAAAAGGCAAACCCCCCUCGAUAUAAAGGCAUUGCUGACUGUGUGAAACAGACGGUGCGUGGUCAUGGUGUGAAGGGGCUGUACAGGGGUCUGAGCUCUCUGCUCUAUGGAUCUAUUCCCAAAGCUGCGGUGAGGUUUGGCAUGUUUGAGUUCCUUAGUAAUAAGAUGAGGGAUGAGUCUGGUAAACUGGACAGCACACAAGGGUUAAUCUGCGGUCUGGGUGCAGGAGUGGCAGAGGCUGUUGUUGUGGUGUGUCCUAUGGAGACUGUUAAGGUGAAAUUUAUCCACGAUCAGACCUCAGCAAACCCAAAGUAUAGAGGCUUUUUCCACGGAGUCAGAGAAAUAGUGAGAACACAAGGACUCAAAGGAACUUAUCAGGGCUUGACAGCGACUGUACUGAAGCAGGGAUCAAACCAGGCCAUACGAUUCUAUGUAAUGACCUCAUUGAGAAACUGGUACAAAGGUGAUAACCCCAAUAAGACUAUUAACCCCUUCAUAACUGGAAUGUUUGGAGCGAUUGCUGGAGCUGCAAGUGUGUUUGGUAAUACACCGCUGGAUGUGAUCAAAACUAGAAUGCAGGGGUUGGAGGCUCACAAAUAUAAGAGCACUGUUGACUGUGCCAUCAAGAUCAUGAAACACGAGGGACCGGCAGCAUUCUACAAAGGCACCGUUCCCAGGUUAGGUCGAGUGUGUCUGGACGUGGCUAUUGUGUUCAUCAUCUAUGAGGAAGUUGUGAAAGUUCUCAACAAAGUGUGGAAGACGGAUUAAUGGAGCUGUGAUACUGACCAAAUAUGGUGAUGGGCGGAGUUGGCCUUCGUGACAUCAUACUGAUGUGGGAACAUUUACACAGGGGCCAAAAUACCUGCGUACAGCUGACGACAAAUAGUCACUGGAAUGUACUUAAUUCUUCUUAUUUAAUCAAGAUUUCCCCAACUAAUGUGAGAAAGAUGCCAAAUACUUGAAAAUUAGACUAAAGAUAAAUAUUUGUGUUUUUUUAACCCUAAAUCCAAUUUUAAUAAUAGAUAUUUCUGAAUAGGAAAAAUGUUCUGAAACAUUUAAAGGUUGACUUUUGUUAGUGUUCUAGUUUUAACAAUAUUAUAUAUUCUUAAGUGCAAUUUACCAGCAUACAUUACAUACGCUUUCAUUUUGUUUUCUUAGGCUACUAAUUUAAACACCAUAAAACUUAAGACAGAGAAUCUUGUGCAUCUUAGAAAAGAUCUUUUAAAUGAUCUUAAACUGUUGUCACAUCCUAAGAUGAAGCAUAAAUUUAACCCUACAAUACAACAAAGCUUUUCAUGUUAAGAUAUGCAUGUUUUAUACCCUAUAGUUGUACAUAAUACAUGCACUUUCGCAUUAUAGAUUUGAUAGUAAUUCAGGGUUUGUGAUUAUUUUAAGUGCCUGCAUUAAUAUACAUUCUAUAUUUUUCUUUGCAUUUAUAUGAUCAUUGCAAUAAAUUACAUACAAUUAUUCUCAACUUAAACCUCACUCAAAAAAAUAUUUAAGCCUAAUUUUUAGAUUUACACAUUUGAAUUUCAUAACAAAAUUUCAUCAACUUUAAUUGCAUAAUCUUUAACCAAAUUCAAUUAUCUAAAACAUAUUUUAUGUGUGGAUUACGCAGUUCUAGUUUUGUUAUGAAAUUGAAUUUUUGGAGUGCCUUUGCUCUGUUUAAGGACAGAUUUAAUUGUACAACCAAAUAUCUGAACUGAAUAGCACACAACAUGCUGUGCAAAAAACACUCAAACCUAAUGAAAACUGGACCGUAUUUAGCCUCACCAAAGAUCCGGGUUACAUUAGAAAUAUGUUGAAUUAUUUAACAUUAUUUGAAUGCAGUUUAUGAUGAUGAUGUAUUAUUUAACAGAUCUAGCCAGAGUCUCUUAAAUACUGAUCCUAUAUCAGUACAUGCCUUAAAUGUGUAUCAGUUUGAUUGUUUUUAUGUUCCAGUGGUUCUGCAUUCCUACCUCAAAACUUCUUAAAAAUCUGCUACUGCUACGAUCGCACAAAAGCUUUUGAGGGCAAGUGAACACAAUGUCUUCUAGAAUAACACUGCAGACUGACAUGUAACAAAUAACAUUUUAAAAAAAGUGACUUCACUUUUGUUUUCGAUUGUAAUUAAGUUGAAGUAUUGUGUUUCACACCAGACCAGUGAAAUAACAAUGACUUAACUUAUUAUACGUAGUAUGUUUUAAAAAUACUGUAGUCAGGGUACGACUGUUUAUGUAACAUGUUUUGCAUUCUCCAUACAUCAUGAGUGAUAUGGGAGAAUUCAGUUGACACAAUUGAUUGUCAAUACACUCAAAAAAUAUUUGAGCCUAUUUUUAAGAUUUAUGCAUUUCAGUUUCAUGACAAAAUUCCAUCAAAUUGAACGGUGUAAUUUUUAACCAAAUUAAAUUAAUAAACCUUAAAAUAAUUAGGUUUUGAUAAUUGUGUUUUAUUAAAGAUUACUCUGUUCAAUUUGAUGGAAUGUUUUUGCAUAAAUGGGUAAAUCUUUAAAAAAAAUAAUUUUUUUUUUUUUUUUGAGUGUAAGAACAUUUGUGCCUGUAGUUCUUCACUGAUGUAAUUGAGUUUUUUUGUAUCUUAUUUUAUUUAUUUUUUUAUCAUGUUGCAGCCAAAUCUGAUAUAUUGUGAGCCUGCUUUUGUGAAUGAAAUGGCAUCACUGAAUCAUGUUGGAUUUCAGGAAAUAAACAAGAUUUUAUUUAGUGUUUCUGUAAAAGAAAUCUGAGCGCAUUCCAGAUGUGUGACCUAAUAUAUGCAUUAAUUGCCAUGCUAAUGAAAAAUGUAAAUCUGUGUACAUUUCUAAUGUUCAUGGAAACAAUGUGCCUUCAUUUGAUGUUCUAAUUUAGAAAAAUUAUGCUGACUGGACAAAUGAGUAUGUUGUAUUCUUCUCUUACUAUUAAAUUAGGAUAAAUAAAAAUGUAUUUGUUCUA